CGUUUAACUAAAAACAUGUAUUAUUACAUUAUAUUAUCUCUGAUUUUGGUACUGAUCAGCGGCGGUUGUGCAGCCCCAGCUGAGCGGAUUGAAACAGAUCCGGAGCUAACAGCUGGAUAUAUCGAGGGUGAUAUGGUACCCAGUGGAUCGUUGAGGAAUAUUUGGCGCAACGAGACCUAUCGCUGGCCCAACAGAAUUGUUUACUAUCAUAUCAAUAGCUAUAUAGAUGAGGAGCAUCGGAACCAUAUUGUUAGCGCCAUCCACAAAAUCGAAUCUAUUUCCUGCCUGACCUUCAAAGAGGCCACCACCGAUCAGAAGUAUUAUGUAAAUGUGACCUCUGAGGAGGGCGGUUGUUUCUCCUACAUCGGCUAUCUGAACCGAGUUCAACAAUUGAAUCUGCAAAACAAUGAGAUAGGAGUCGGAUGCUUCCGACUCUAUACGAUUGUUCACGAGUUUCUGCACGCCCUAGGAUUUUUCCAUCAGCAGAGUGCCGCCGAUCGGGAUGAUUUUGUCCAAAUUGUUGAGGAAAAUAUAACCGAAGGCAUGGAGUUCAAUUUCGAUAAAUACACCGAGGAAAGAGUCAACGAUUUUGGCCAGAAAUAUGACUAUGGCAGCGUUAUGCAUUACGGCCCUUAUGCAUUUUCCAAAAACGGCGAAAGAACAAUUGUGGCACUGGAGGAAGGCAAAGAAGAUGUCAUCGGCCAACGACUGGAGCUGAGUGAAACAGAUAUCAAAAAGCUAAACGCCAUGUAUAAAUGUCCUACUGUUUAGAAAUAAAUAUUUUUUAUCGCACCGCCA
Drosophila gunungcola (fruit fly) is the source of this 798-nucleotide messenger RNA. RefSeq names its product seminal metalloprotease 1. The transcript has 2 exons. Gene Ontology annotation, biological process: proteolysis. Gene Ontology annotation, molecular function: metalloendopeptidase activity; zinc ion binding. The record is from RefSeq and is a predicted model, not a curated record. Bases 16 to 771 code for a protein of 251 amino acids. NCBI's taxonomy places the organism in Eukaryota, Metazoa, Arthropoda, Insecta, Diptera, Drosophilidae.